UCCAACUUAACCGUACACGGUUCACACAUUCCUAUAAAUAGUCCUCAUUUGUUUUCCCAAAAUUUUCUAUUUCACAGCCCUAAACGUCAUAUUUCGGAAUACAUUGGAGCGCUCAAUUCAGUUAGGGGAAUUCUUCCGUCGCUCAUGGGCUCUUCAAGUGAAGAGUAUGCUGCAUUUCGAGAGAAGGUGAGAAGGACGAUAUAUGUUGACAACAUGUCGCCAUUGGUUACUGAAUCCGUCGUUAAAGCUUCUUUCAAUCAGUUUGGUAAUGUGAGCAGUGUUCAGUUCAUUCCUACCUAUCUUGAACCGAAAACCAUGGCACGAGCUGCUUUAGUUGAGAUGGAAGACUCAAAACAGGCCAGAGACAUAAUUGCUGAUAUGGAAACUCACCCACUCAUGAUAUUGGGAAUGCCAAGGCCUGUCAGGGCACGUCCAGCUGAAAUAGAGAUGUUUGAUGAUCGUCCCAGAAAACCUGGAAGGAGAAUACAAUGCCGUUGGUUGGAGCCUAAAGAUCCCGAUUUUGAGGUAGCCCAGAAAAUUAAGCAAGUCGUGAAUAGACAUGCUGCAGAGGCUUCUUUCUUGCUUGAGCAACAACUGGCACAUGAAGCAAAACUUGCAAACCAGCAGGUUGAAACCUUAAAGGCGAACUAUAAGAAGUUUCGACUGAUAGAUGGCCUCAAUGAAGAUGGUGCUGUUAAAAGGUUGGCAGAGUUUUAUAAGAUGCCUGUUUCAGACCCUUGAUCGAUUUUCAUGACGGGUUAACUAGCUCGACCUUAGAUACGUUAAUUGGUCGGUGUAAAACUUCGUGUUUCUUUCCCUUUUCUCCCCUUACUGGGUCGUGCUGUAGAGAAGGUUGCUGUAAAGUUUACUUCUACCUGUUAUGAAUCUUUUCCAUUUGAAUGCUAUAAACAUGAAUGGGCGUAGUAUGUGCA
Olea europaea var. sylvestris is the source of this 932-nucleotide messenger RNA. RefSeq lists its product as uncharacterized. The coding region runs from base 145 to 741 and encodes 198 amino acids. Gene Ontology annotation, molecular function: RNA binding. The record is from RefSeq and is a predicted model, not a curated record. Lineage: Eukaryota; Viridiplantae; Streptophyta; Magnoliopsida; Lamiales; Oleaceae. The transcript has 3 exons.